Messenger RNA from Lacerta agilis (Sand lizard), 824 nucleotides. RefSeq names its product leucine-rich repeat-containing protein 51-like. The transcript has 6 exons. The record is from RefSeq and is a predicted model, not a curated record. Lineage: Eukaryota; Metazoa; Chordata; Lepidosauria; Squamata; Lacertidae. The coding region runs from base 18 to 743 and encodes 241 amino acids. Gene Ontology annotation, molecular function: protein binding.
GGCUCCGCCCACGCGGUAUGUGUUUCGGUUGCCGUGGCGACGGCCCCGCCCUUUGUCCGCGCCGCGUUCCAAUGUGCAAGGCAGAGAGAGAGGCGGACUCGGCGGGCGAAACAGCGGGCAUGGCUAGUUCUGCGGUAUCGUUUCCCAGCACAGCGGGAAAGACUUGCACCCGGUGGAACUACAGCACGGCCUCCCUCCAGGCGCCUCCAUUGGACUACUCCUUUCGGGGAAUCAGCUUCAUGCAAGACCUGCUGACGGAGGAGCCAAGGGCCGGCUUGAAGCCCAUCCAUCGGUCCGAAGGAGGCCGGCUGCUGACGCAGGCCAUCUGGCUGAACAACAACACCCUCGGGGAGCUGACCCAAUUCACGGAGACUGUGGGCAAGCUCCUGGAGUACCCAGAGGACAUCUACUGGAUCGACCUCUCCUUCAAUGACCUGCCCAUCAUCGACCCGGUGCUGACUUCCUUCUACAACCUGCGCCACCUCAACCUUCACGGGAACGCCAUCCAGCAUCUUUCAGAGGUGGACAAGCUGGCGGUGCUCCCGCACCUGCGCAACCUGACGCUGCACGGAAACCCCGUUGAGGAGGAGAAGGGCUACAGGAGCUAUGUCCUGUCCACUCUGCCCAACUUGAAGUCCUUCGAUUUCAGCGCCGUCACGAAGCUCGACCGCACCACUGCGGCCGUCUGGAGACGCAUGAACAUCAAGCCAAAGAAAGUCCGGAGGAGAAGGGAUGACUACUGACGGCCCUACCUGCUCUGGCGGCAGGGAGAGGAGGCCCCUGCAACCUGCAGCCUCAAUUGGGAAUAAAGAGUUGGAGCACCU